AACAUGAAGAAAAAGACUCCCCUCUUAUCCAGGAGCAGCAAGAACAUCAGAAAGGAUGAUAAGCCUCUCCAUUGCCACUCCUUCAAGUGUCACUUUUACUUCCAAGAUUAACCUCUCUAAAUCCUCCUUCCAUGGCAUUCGAAUUGCACAAGUCUGUCCAGCUCAUCCACGAACCAUUCAUUCUUCUUCAUCAAUGGUAGUGAAAAUGGCAAAGAAAGAAGAAGAAUUGAAAGAAAUUCGAACCAAAACAACCGAGGAACUUCAAGAAGAGAUUGUAGACCUCAAAGGAGAGCUAUUCAUGCUUCGUCUUCAAAGAUCAGCUCGUAAUGAAUUUAAGUCUAGCGAGUUUCUUCGCAUGCGCAAAAGGAUUGCUCGAAUGCUUACUGUUAAACGGGAGCGUGAGCUGGAAGAAGGAAUUAACAAAAGGAUAUCUAGGAAGCUUGAUCGGAAAUGGAAGAAAAGCAUUGUUCCUAGACCACCUCCUUCUUUGUUGAAAUUGCGAGAGGAAGAGGCAUCUGAAGAAGCUAAGGAAUCUGCCUGAUUUUAGAGCCUUUUAAUUGGUAAUUGUUAUAUUUUCAUCUAUCUUCUUUUCUCAUUAGGUGUUCCAAUUAGGUUAGAAUGUAAAACUUCUGUUGAUUCUUUUUUUGUAUCAGACCAUUUAUUUUGUUGAUUAUCAUUCUUAGCAUGUAAUUUUAAUCCCCAAGUAUGGUGCCA
Molecule: messenger RNA, 714 nt
Organism: Lycium ferocissimum
Lineage: Eukaryota; Viridiplantae; Streptophyta; Magnoliopsida; Solanales; Solanaceae
Product: large ribosomal subunit protein uL29c-like
Exons: 2
Coding region: 56-541 (161 amino acids)
Biological process (GO): translation
Cellular component (GO): ribosome; chloroplast
Molecular function (GO): structural constituent of ribosome
Source: RefSeq, a predicted model, not a curated record